This is a messenger RNA of Grosmannia clavigera kw1407, 459 nucleotides long. RefSeq names its product ubiquitin conjugating enzyme. Gene Ontology annotation, molecular function: ubiquitin conjugating enzyme activity. The record is from RefSeq and is a predicted model, not a curated record. Gene Ontology annotation, cellular component: nucleus. Bases 1 to 459 code for a protein of 152 amino acids. The transcript has 4 exons. NCBI's taxonomy places the organism in Eukaryota, Fungi, Ascomycota, Sordariomycetes, Ophiostomatales, Ophiostomataceae. Gene Ontology annotation, biological process: DNA damage tolerance; protein K63-linked ubiquitination.
AUGGCCUUGCCUAAGAGGAUCAUCAAGGAGACGGAGCGGCUGAUGGCUGAACCUGUCCCCGGCAUCAGCGCCAUUCCCCACUCCGACAACCUGCGAUAUUUUGACGUCGAGAUCUACGGGCCGUCACAGUCUCCGUACGAGGGUGGCGUCUUUAAGCUAGAGCUGUUCCUGCCGGACGACUACCCCAUGACACCGCCAAAGAUCCGUUUUCUCACCAAGCUGUACCAUCCUAACGUUGACAAGCUGGGACGCAUUUGUCUGGACGUCUUGAAGAACAACUGGUCCCCUGCCCUGCAGAUUCGCACCAUCCUGCUGUCCAUCCAGGCCCUUCUGGGCGCCCCCAACCCCGACGACCCACUGGCCCCCGAUGUUGCCAAGGCCUGGAAAGACAACGAGAAGGCCGCAGUGGAAACUGCGCGUGAGUGGACACAGAAGUACGCGAUCCCGAAGCCGCAAUAA